AAAAAAAAAAAAAAAAAAAAAAAAGUACAACUCCACUUCUCCUUCUCUUCCACAUUCCACCGCCAAUUUGAUGUUCUUAAACAUCCUAAUUUCGACAGAUUAUUCCCCUUUUUCAGCUGAGCAAGAGCAAUUUGAUCACGCGGGCUUAGGGUUUUAUGCUUUCCGUUUCGGAAAAAGUAAAAUAGAACUCAAUCUCGAUUGAUUGCUUGGGUUUCGGUGGAGAUUGUAAAUUGCAAAAUUUCGUAGUAAUUUGUAAUUAAGCAGGAGAUAGAUAGUAGAGAUGCAGCAACCGGCGCCAAUGUUUCCCGUCAUGCCGUCGUUUCCACCUACAAACAUCACCACGGAGCAGAUUCAGAAGUACCUAGACGAGAACAAGAAACUGAUAUUGGCUAUUCUGGAUAAUCAAAAUCUAGGCAAACUCGCUGAAUGUGCCCAGUACCAGGCUCAGCUUCAAAAGAACCUGAUGUAUUUGGCUGCUAUAGCCGAUGCCCAACCUCAAACACCCACAAUGCCUAGCCAGAUGACUCCUCAUCCCGCAAUGCAACAAGGAGGGUUCUACAUGCAGCAUCCUCAGGCUGCAGCCAUACCUCAGCAGCAAGGCAUGUUCCAGCCCCGACCGCCACCCUUUAACAGCCCACACUUAUUGCAAGAUCCUCAGCAACAUCCGAAUAACCAACUGGGCAUGAGGUCUGUCGGUCCCAACAAUGGCAUGAACCCCCAGCAUACGGACCCCAGUCUUGGAGGGGCCAGCAGCAGCGUUCCCACUAAGGACACCCGCGGGGUAAGUAUGCAAGAUAAACCUGAUAGUCGGGCUGCAGCCGGUCCUGAUGGCCAGGGAAACUCUCCUGCAAUUCGUGGCAUUGGAGAUGCGGAGGAAGCCAAGUGAAGGACAUCGGCUUGGUGUUGUAGAACUAGCAACUUUUGUUCGACUAGAUGUAGUGUUUCUUUUCGGGUUUGUUGUAAUAGCAGAGGGAAGAAUGAAUGAAUGAUUGUCCAUUGUAAGCUGGGGAGAAAAGCUUGUGUUGUAGCUGUAAUGCCUUUGUUUUAUCCUAUAACUUAGUACUCCUUGUUUUAA
Molecule: messenger RNA, 1075 nt
Organism: Salvia hispanica
Lineage: Eukaryota; Viridiplantae; Streptophyta; Magnoliopsida; Lamiales; Lamiaceae
Product: GRF1-interacting factor 3-like
Source: RefSeq, a predicted model, not a curated record